CUUAUGAAACCCGCCUUCUGAUCUGUGAUUGGCUAAGUCACAUUUAUUUACCCUCACUCACCAAUCGGAGAGGUCUACUUCAUAAAGCGGGAUACUAACCAGCCAAUCGUAACGCCUGAGGCGGGAUUAGAAGUGUGUGAGGGAGAAACCGUGUUGAAUGGCAGAGAGCGCGAGAGGAAUUAAAUGUGAUAUAGUUUAAUGAACACAUUAGUGCUGUAGAGUCGUGUAAGAUGAAGUGUGUGUCUCUGCACCAUGACUUCAGUCCAGGUGACGUUGUGUUUGCUAAAAUGAAAGGGUAUCCUUUCUGGCCUGCUCGGAUUGCUGUUGGAAAGGCUCCAAGGAAUAAGAUCCCAAUCUUCUUUUAUGGAACACACCAGACAACAACUCUAGUUUCCAAGGACAUUGUGCAUUACUGGCCCAACAAAGAGAAAUAUGGGAAGCCCAUCAAACGAGGAGGUUUUCAAUUGGCCAUGUGGGAGAUUGAAAAUGACCCAGGGGUUGGUCUCAAAGGUCAAAAGAAGGCCGAUAUGGUGAGGAAGGUGAAGGAAAUGCGGAAGAAGCAGAGGACUGCAGAAAAGAAGACGACUCCGAAGACAAAUGAAGCCAGCUCUUCUCCUGUAGAUGCAACUCCGUUAAGAGAUGAUAAAACACCUGUAAAAGACCGCACCACCCUGGUAAAAACCUCCACCUCAGAGUCGCCGGCUAGAAGACAGACGCCAAGCCAAAAGAGGACACUAUCACCUUCAGAAAAGGGAACAUCUGCCACUCCAGUGUCUAAAAAAGCAACAACUCAAUCUAAAAAACCCACCACAUCCAAGAAGGUCAUCCUGGCCAAAAAAGCCAUCGUUGCAAAAAGUGCAGUGAAGAAGAAAGACGCUGUCAGGAAGAAGAUUAUUUCAAAAGCAAAGAUGGCCAAAGCCAAAAAGACAACAAGGACUAAGCUGAAGAUAAACCUGCCUGUCAGAGUGAAGGAGAAUAAGACAAACAGAGAGAGACCUGAGACUCGGCCCCGGACGUCCAAAGGUUGGGUGAAGGUCACAGAUCCACAGUUACAGAACCCUGAGACUCGGCCCCGGACGUCCAAAGGUUGGGUGAAGGUCACAGAUCCACAGUUACAGAACCCUGAGACUCGGCCCCGGACGUCCAAAGGUUGGGUGAAGGUCACAGAUCCACAGUUACAGAACCCUGAGACUCGGCCACGGACGUCCAAAGCUUGGGUGAAAGUCACAGAUCCACAGUUACAGAACCCUGAGACUCGGCCACGGACGUCCAAAGGUUGGGUGAAAGUCACAGAUCCACAGUUAAAGAACUCUAAGACUCUGCCUCAGAAUGCCAAGGGAUGGGUGAAGGUCGAAGACCCACAGUUACAGAACCCUGAGACUCCUCCCCAUAAGUCUAAGCGUUGGGUGAAGGUCACAGAACCACAGUUACAGAAUCCUGAGACUCGACCACGGAAGUCCAAGGGUUGGGUAAAGGUCGAAGACCCACAGUUACAGAACCCUGAGACCAGGACCCGGAGGUCCAUGGGUUGGGUAAAGGUCGAAGACCCACAGUUACAGAACCCUGAGACUCGACCCCGGAAGUCCAGGGGUUGGGUAAAGAUCACAGAUGCACAGCUACAGAUCCCUGAGCCUCGACUACGAACCCCAGACACACAGCACCGGAAUUUCAAGGGAUGUGUGAAAGUCACAGAUCCACCAUUAAAGACCCGAGAGUCUCGGCUACGGAACUCCAAGGGUCGGGUGCAGAGCACAGGGUUGCAGCUACAGAACACUGAGAUUCAGCUCCGAGCUCGAGAGUCUGGGCUUCAGACCCCAGAGGUUGAGCUCCAAACCUUUGAGACUCGGUUACGAAGACCAGAGACUCGGCUUCAGAAUACCAGCACUUUGGUGAAGGUCACAGAGCAACAGCUUCAAGCCCCUGAGACUCCGCUCAGCACAUCAGAGACCAUGUCAGAACCAUGUCCACAGAGCCAAGAGGCCUGUCUCCAAACCCCCGAAACACAACGAAGAGUCCCAGAUAUUCAGUCGAGUGUAACAGAGAUGCAGGUGCAACCCCCAGAGCCACAGCUCCAGAACCCAGACUUUCAGAUACUAAAACCCAAAACUUGGUUGAGGGUUACGGUGCCUCGGCUUCAGAGUUCUGAGACACUCCUGCGCAAACCUGAGAUUCGGCUUCAAAACCUCAACGUCUCACCCUUAAGAUGCAAAAACCUACCUUCUGAACUACAAGACGACUCUCCAGUUGAACCCCAAGCUGCUACCCAUGAAUCCAUUGGAGACCCAGGGGCAACUCCACUGGAACCCCAACUCAUCACUCCAGGUGAGCCCCAACACGCCACUCGUGUUGAGCCCCAACACGCCGCUCUGCCUGAGGUGACAACAAGGAAACGGGAAGCAGAACGUGAGGGAGAAAAGAGAGUGCUGAGGCGGAGGACAGAAGAGCAGAAGGACAGAAAGGAAACGCCUCAGAAGAAAGAGACUGAGAAGAAACAGAGGAAUGAUGAACGGAAGGAUAGAGAGAGGCAAAGGAAGGAGGAGGAGGAGAUUAUACCAGCUGUCAAUAUCUCCAGCCUUGCAGCCUCAAAAAGGAAACGAAAGGAAGAGAAUCGCUGCCUUUUGGAGCCAGAAAUAAAUGAGGCAGGAAAGAGGAAAAGGCAAGAGGCAGACAAGGGAGGACAGAGAGUGCUGAGACGGAGGACUGAAGAGCAGAAAGGAAAGAGGGAUGCAGAGGAGAAGAAAGAGAAGAAUUCACCAGAGGUUGAGUGGACGGCUGGAGAGAAGCUGGGGGGAAGGGAGUACAUGGAAGAGAAGAGGAAGAGAGAGGGGGAUGAAAAGAAGAGAGAGGAACAGAUGGGGGAGAGGAAGAAGAAUGAUGAUGGAGUAGAGAAAGUGUCUAAGAAUAAUAGAGAGGAUGCGAAUGAAAAGAACGAGAAAGGAGAGCCGGGGACAGAGCAGAAGAUUUUGGAGAAGAAGAAACAGGGGAAUAAAGAUUCAGUAGAGAACGUGACCGAGAAAAUGAGAGAGGAAGAGGCUGAGAAGAAGGAUACGGAAGAAGAGGGGGAGUCGAGGGAGAAGAAGGCUGAGGAGGAGGAGUCGAGGGGGAAGGAGAUGGAGGAGAUUGAGGAGGAGUCGAGGGGGAAGAAAGUUGAGGAGGAGGAGGAGAUUCAGGAGGAGUCGAGGGGGAAGGAGAUGGAGGAGGAGGAGAUUCAGGAGGAGUCGAGGGGGAAGAAGGUUGAGGAGGAGUCGAGGGGGAAGGAGAUGGAGGAGGUGGAGAUGACGGAGAAGUUGUUUGAGGAAGAGACAAAGGAGAAGCAGCUGGAUGACAAGCAGACGAAUGAUUAUCUAGGAGAUCAACAAAUUAAUGAGGAAGAGAGAAAGGAAAAAAAGAAUAAAGAAGAGGAGAAAGGAGAGGAGGAGUCGGAGUCUCCAAAACAAGAAGAGAUGGAUGAUGAAAAGAGGAAGCAAGUAGGAGAAAGAAACAAGACUCAACUAAAAACACUAUCAAGGAGUAAAAUGUUGGCAGAGAAGAAGACGAGUGUUUUAAAGUCUCUACAGAGUUUGGUCACGUCCACCAAAAGCAGAAAACAGACUCCGGUCAUAAACCAAACAGAGAAGCAUGAUGGGAAAGACAGAAAUGAAGCGAUGGAGAGAGAGAGCAGUGGAGAGAUGGUGCAGACAGACGAGCUGAGGAAAAAUAACAGAGAAGAGGAGAGAGUGGACAAACUAAGAGCUCCUGAUCUGUCCGUCACAGACUCUCUGCUGUACAGACUGCAUGGUGAUAUCAGGAUCUCCAUGACCCUUGAAAAGCCUGAUGUGAAUAAGUGUUUGUUGGCGCUGGAUGAGUUGAGUUCUGUGUCUGUUUCUUCACGACACAUUCAGAACCACAGUGAGCUCAUCGACACACUCCGAAAGAUGCGGUGGUUCCGGGGCAGCGAGGCGAUCAUGUUUAAAGCGUCUAUGCUGUACUACCGAUUUAAGAACAUUUAUCUGAUCGGAGAACCAGAGGACAAACUCAGCCCUGACUACAUCCACUCUCUGCAGGAGGCCAGAGAGAGACUGGAGGAGCAACACACACCUCAGAUUGUUGCUGAAGAGGAGAACUACACACACACCAGCAAUAUUAUCCAGCACAGUCACUCUGCAGCAGAGACAAGCUGAAACACACACACACACACACACACACGUCUGGAGUUCUUUAUGCCUGUCCAGAUGUGAAUCGGUGCUUCACGAUGAUCAACAAUAAGCUUGGUAUCUCUUACACAUGCAUUACACGUUCGUCCUAUUAACCCUGAGAGGAUUAAAGGAACAGUUCCAACACAAUGCUAACAUGCUAACAGUGAUCUGAAUAGAAUUAUGCACACGGAGUCGUGAUGAUGAGUGACCGGCCUCCGUUCACUGUUAGCAGUGUUAGCAUGCAUCAUUCCUUUGUUAUUAUUAUGAUCCACAGUGCUUUCGUUUGUUUUCACCUCUGCACACGCACUAGUCUGCAGGGGCAAACAUUAACCCCUGUUCGGGGCAGCUGAACUCUGGCUCUGUCUCAUUUACAGCAUUAAGGGCCCUUUCAUUAAAGGGUUUCUGUUUUAGACCUUUAAAGUGUUUUAAUUUUAGUUCUGCUUUAUUUAAAUCUGCUGCACUAGUCACUACUGAUUUGGCUGAGUAAACACACACACACACACACACACACACACACACACUAUUCUUCCUGAGAUUAACACACUAACAUUUCAUCAGUAUUACUUUCUACAGAUCUAAUAAGAUAGAUAAGACUAUCACUCCACACACACACACACACACACAGUGUUUCUUGUGUAAAUGUAGGAGUGUUAAGUGUGUGUUGAUGUUUUAAUCUCACUCUGUAGUGUCCUCUUUUUCCCCGGAUUAUUAAUUAAUUCGGCUGUUUCGACUCCAGUUUCAUUGGUGUAAACGUUCUGCAUUACAGAGACACAUCUCCUCUCACACCGUAUCACUACAGCAGCUGCUUUCCUUUUCUUUUUCAUCUCUUCUACAUGUGUAACAGAUGACGCCGUCGCACGCCAGCCUUUAUAGUGCAUUUUAAACAUUACAAAUAUUCCAACUUACACACCUUUUAUAAGCAUGUCGUGUUCCAGUAAUGAUGGGAUUAUUAAUGAAGUGAACUCUCGUCCAAAACCACUGUGCGUGAGAGCGAGUCUGUGUGUGUGUGUGAGCAGGUGACUGCAUGUCAGCCUGAGAGCGUGUGAGUGUGUGUGUGUGUGUGUGAUAAAGCAGGUGAGUGCAUGUCAGUGAGUGCGUGUAAAGGUGCAUUGGGUACGUUCAAUGAUUAAGUAGGAUUAUUAGUAGGAAUGAUUAGUUUUCGAUGUUUGUGUGUAUUCCAGGUUAUUUUUACAAGUAAGACAUUUUAAAAAUAGAUUAUUGCACCUUUAGGAUAUGAUUCAGAUUCUGAGAAUUAUAAAUUGUUAUAAAUACACAGAUUAAUCAGUGUGUUUAUUCUGAAUCUGCUACACACACACACACCUACACACUGCUUUAUGAUGUAAUGAUUAAACUGUGUUUACAGGAUUUUAAAAUUGUUGUGUAAAUAGUUAUGUUUGUUUGUGUGUGUGUGUGUGUGUGUGUGUGUGUGUCACACUGUAAAUCCACAUUGUUUCUGCUCGUUGUGAAUAAAAAUGUUGUUUGUCAUAA
Molecule: messenger RNA, 5663 nt
Organism: Tachysurus fulvidraco (yellow catfish)
Lineage: Eukaryota; Metazoa; Chordata; Actinopteri; Siluriformes; Bagridae
Gene: psip1b
Product: PC4 and SFRS1 interacting protein 1b
Exons: 14
Coding region: 231-4160 (1309 amino acids)
Biological process (GO): regulation of transcription by RNA polymerase II
Cellular component (GO): nucleus
Molecular function (GO): transcription coregulator activity; double-stranded DNA binding
Source: RefSeq, a predicted model, not a curated record